CAUUGACUCCGAUGUUUGAUUUUGUGUAACAUCACGGAGAUCUUCGAAGCUUCAUAGCAAACUCAUCUUCCUUUCGCAAAUCAUCCGAAGUGGGAGUGGGGAAGCUGAUAAGUACCGACUCGACAAAAUAACACUACGUUGGGGAUCUCAGAUUUACAGUAGAUUGAGAAUGAUGGUGCUGAGUGGUGCUGUUGUUUCUUCAGUUCGUAAAUAUCUGGCCGGACGAGAACAUGCCAUCAAGCUUCUAUUCUCUGGCAUUAUUUUCUUUCGGCCUUUUAAUACUGUACCAACGCACUAGACUUUCGUGCUCUCUCACCUCCAGCUUCUGCACCCUCUAGGAUGGGCAUAUUCGAGGAAGCUCGUGAGGAAGAGGCCCUUCAAGCACAUAUACGCCGACUGCUUUACGACUAUGCCAAAGAACAUCUCACUACUAGCUAUGUAGAGUUCACUGAACGAGCAGUCGCUGAACUGCUUUCUCAGUCAUUACACGAGAUUCCAAUGGCAGAUAGCACCUCUAUCCGACUGCCUGAAGAGCCUUUCAAUGUCUUGACGCGACUGUAUGCGCUGAACGAUCUCAAACCGUACAACGAGCAGGGGACAAGAUCGACGGACGUGAUGAAAUAUCUGAAGACGUUCCUCUCAACGUUGAAACAAGGAACCAAACUUCGAUCUGAGCGUGCAGUAGAGAUAGACGAUUGCUAUAUACCGGAGGAACGAUUUGUACCCAUGCUUUCUCGACGCGCCAGACGUGAAACACUCCGUCCAGGAUCGAAUGAUUUCCGCAAGUCGUUGAAAACCCCGUAUGGCGCCUUCAUGAAGUCAUCUGAAGUUGGAAUCAAACCCGUCGAAGUGCAAGUUUUGAAGGAGCCUGCGGUCAAACUAGAGAAAGUUCUAAACGUUACCUGGUCCCUCCCGCAUGACACUGGUAUCGAAGUGAGAGAUUUUUUGAAAUCCAUGGCCACACUUGCGUAUCCCGGACCGUCAUAUAAGAAUCAAUACCUUGAUCCCAGUUCCAGACCAGAUUCUCCUCCUUUACAACUUGGACCUGGUUCUUCAAUGUUCUAUGAAUCAGGAGAUGGAUUUGUACCCUUUGAGCCUAUCUUCUCCAGGGCCCAGAGACCUGGAUUCGGUCGAGCUAAGCCAAAGGAGAGGAAUGAAGGACUCGUAAUGCAGCCUAUUGCGAAGUCGCAUUUGUUCGGAAUUAAGAUAACCAAGGACAAAGGCAAAGAUGUGGAUGCUGGCAUGGACACUAAAGACCUGCUUGCGUUAGGACUACCACCGCCACGGUCAAUAUCCCAGGUGGUUUCGAGAUUAAGCACAGUGACAGUUGACGAAGACGAAGGAUUUGACCUGUUGAAAGAGAAUAUGAAGAUCGUGAAUGGAUGGGAAACGUACCACACCUCUUCCCCUGCUCUAGCGUCACAAGCAUCAGGUGCAUCGUCCCUCUCAUCAGUGACCACGCCUCGCUCAAGUCAAGAGGUCGACGAGCUUAAUUUGAAUUUGGCCAUUUCGUCUCCCAAUACGGACCUAUCGCCGAUCAAAUUGCUGAAAGAAUCACGAAUGGAUCUCCCUCUCAUGCCUCGUUCUAAGAGGAACAUUUUGAGCGCCAGAGGGUCGACAGCGACCAAAACUAAGAAAAUCGGCGCGAAGCAGAGCUACGCCGCCUUUCUCCUCGAGACCUUGAAUAAGCGGAAUAAUCGCCUCUCAAAGAAAGAUGAACCGUUACCACCUAUAUUUCAAGACAAAAUACAAGAAGCACUACCCGUGCCUUUGUCUUCCUUGCGAAACGACCUGCGAUCUUCUCCGAUAUUGGACUUUGAUGAACCGGAUGUGAACCCAUUGAUAGAUAAAACACCAAUGAAGGUUGAAGCUGCAUCAAUAGUAAAGGAAAAUUUCGAUGACGCGGCAUCGAUGGCUGGUCAAGUAGGGUCGACUGUGGCGUUAGAUUCUCUUGCGGCGGGCACGAGAGGAACAGAUAAUACUGCCGAUGUCGAUACAUUUGAAUCGGAACUCCAUGCAAUUUUCAAAGACGUUCAGACGGAAGACCCUUUGGGCCUGAUUAUGAGGGAGAAGCUAGACCCUAUGAAAAAUGGGAAGGAAAUGCUCAUGGAAGUCCCGACCCUCCCUGCACCGAACAAACAUCCGCCCAACGACGAUGUGCUCUUUCCAGCGAGUGGUUUGCGUCAAUAUGUGGUACCAUCUGGUACAGGCGCGAACAGAGGAAGGGAGAAGAACAAGGUGUAUCAGUUUUUGAGGAAAGCCAAAGGUACCGCUUCGGCUACGUUGGAGCUAUCUUGGGUUCCGUUCGCUGUCACAACCUCUUUACCCACUCAAGAGGAAAUACUCACUGUACACGAUUUUUAUGACAAAAACACUAGUAUACUCAACGGAUUCGACCGGCUUGGCAUGACGAAAGAACAAGGUCUAGCGAGAGUGGAGGAAUUGUCAGAACGAGCGGAAGAUGCAUGCAGAGUUGCGGAAAACGACAACGUAAACCACAAUUCAGCUGCGGAAUCUAGAGCCGAACGGAUCUGGACGGAAUGGUCUCAUCAUGGAGAUCAAAUAACAUCGUCUGUGCUUCUCAGCCGGGCAGAUGUCGGAAAGAUUGAUAUCCUACUAUCGAGAGAGGAGCGGAGGAGGUCGAAAGGACCAGGUCGUUCUAAAGUAGUAGAGAGGGUCGCGGAUGAUUGUGAGAACGGGGAAACGGCCCAACUCCUAGAUGAUCCAGAAGAGGAGGAAUGUGGUGUUAAUUCCGCAGAGAGAACAGCAGCGGUAGCUGGUGAUUUCGAAGGGAUGGCCGCGGUUGCCGAAUAUCACUCCCGCACUUCUCUUACUUCCGCCCCUGCUAAUCUGAACACGCAACAUCUGUUCAAUUUCACUUCCGACGCUGCUCCGCCAUCCCAGGUUUACGACGCCGAACUUUAUUCCCGUGCCGAAACGGAUUUCGGUAUCCCUUCCUUCCUCGAAGAAAGCGACAUUGCUAUUCAUACGCAUGAUCGUGCCCUCCACGCGGAUGAUCAACCUCUUGAGUCUUUUGCUGCGGUCCAGGUGCUAGAUGAAUAUCUCCACACAAAUCAGUACGGAUAUGAAUUUGUUGAGGAGUUUGGGUCUGACAGUGACAAGGAGAAUCAAGAUCCGUCCAAUCCUGAGGCGAUUGCCCAGGUCACAGACUUGCAAUGGGAUCACUCCGAUACCCCUUUGUUGCUGCAUGGUCAACGAGAACGUCCCGACUAUCAACAAGACGAGGAUGAUCGAAAUCGUUUUGCAAAACGCCCUCGUCUAUAUUGGGAGGGCGAUGACAGAUACCAAAGUCGAGAAUAUAGAUACGACGACGGCGGUCCGGAGGUAGAGGAUUCCGGUAUCGGAUUAUUGGAUUACCUGUCGUGUUCUCCUGCGCGCGCUAUAAAUAUGCCUCCCAACGCGACUCAGGAUGACCAAGCUUACAUUGUGAAUCGGGUCCUGUUCGAAGAUAACCAUCCUACCGACGAUGUGAAUGAUGAGCGUAUCCAGAACUAUUUUGACCUCGAGGAUGACCCUAUCUCAACACAACUUCAGAACUCCGACUUUGUUCCGCUCGCCUUCGACUCCCAACCAGUUCCCGAUGCACAAUCUCAACAGCCUUGGCCUCCUUCAACGCUCCAGUCACCACCGCGUGGUUCCUUCUCGAAGAAAGCGGCGCCAUUUAUUAUUCCAUUCCAUGACCAUUCAGUCGGAAUCGCAGAAUUUGCGAGACUACGCGCCAGGAAACUUCGCACUCCGCCACCUGCACCCGAACCUCCCAAGCCUACGACCGCAGAGUCGGACUCAUUCGAGGAGGUAAUAGCAUCCAAGAUUGCCCCAGAAGCUAUAUUCGAUAAAAACACCCUUCGGUUACCGGGGGCUGACCGAACCUUGCGUACUACUGCACAUUGGUACAUGGCGUCGAUGAAUUUGAUACAGAAACAAGCCUUGGUGCGAUCAUUGCGUUCUGGCAUCUGUGGUGUUGGGUUGGUAGAACGUGAGAUGUUGACGGGUGUGGAUCUUAUCAUUGAUCCUCACACCGCAGUCAUAUUCACGAACUUACUCGCGCUGCCAUCUGAAGUCGACGUGCUCAUAAAUACUAUCUGUGAGCAGUCUUGGAGAUAUGAUCAUCUGCUUGUUGUCUUUGAAGCCUUUGUCCCGUCGAUGUCAUUCAAGCCUGACUCGGCCGCCAGCGCCAAGGAGAGCCUUAGUGCAUACUCCCCGCCUGUAUUGAAGGCGAUAAGAAAGUUUCGCAGGGAUGUUUCUCUGGCGGAGGCAUGUGGUAAUAAACGUGAAGGGUGCCAAGUGAUGUCUGCAUUUGCAGAGACAGUACAGGACGCUGCAGUGUUUGCCAGAACAUUUGGUGAUAAAGCAGAGAGGAGGGGGGAUAACGCGACCGGGCUCUGGGAUAAUCGCGCGUGGCUUGAUGAUGGAGUUGGGGAGGACGAAGAAAACCUUGCUGCUGCGGAUGGAAUGAACCAUUUCGCGGCGUGUGUUGUUCUCUGUCAAAUCACAUUGGAUGAAUUGCUCGAGAUCAGCCCUGAGGAGAGAAUUGCUCGAUUUUCACUACACCUUGGUUAUGACAGGAUGGUCAAAUUGAAUGAAGUGAUUGACCGUGGGCGGCAGGUCAUAGACGACGGAGUCUCAGUCAUAGAGGAAUAAAUGAUUGCUCGAUUCUCCUUGCAUGGGUUUCUUACCCCGACGCUACAGUACGCAGUACAACCCCCUCAGAUAGAUUGCUCUAAGUUGCUCAGGAAGAUAUAGUUUCAUCUGUAAACUUGCCAAUGUAUUGCUUCUGAAACCUGAAAUCCUGCAACGUCUGAAAC
Messenger RNA from Lentinula edodes (shiitake mushroom), 4826 nucleotides. RefSeq lists its product as uncharacterized. The record is from RefSeq and is a predicted model, not a curated record. The coding region runs from base 340 to 4662 and encodes 1440 amino acids. The transcript is spliced from 12 exons. Lineage: Eukaryota; Fungi; Basidiomycota; Agaricomycetes; Agaricales; Omphalotaceae.